Lichtheimia ornata is the source of this 2583-nucleotide messenger RNA. RefSeq lists its product as uncharacterized. Gene Ontology annotation, molecular function: aspartic-type endopeptidase activity. NCBI's taxonomy places the organism in Eukaryota, Fungi, Mucoromycota, Mucoromycetes, Mucorales, Lichtheimiaceae. The transcript has a single exon. The annotation marks the transcript as partial. Gene Ontology annotation, biological process: proteolysis. The record is from RefSeq and is a predicted model, not a curated record.
AUGUCUACAUCACCCAGCCAACACUCUCAAGGAUCUUCUGAUCAAUCACCAAUGAACCUUGGCUCUCCCAUAUCCUCACCCACGGACACGCACUCUGUUGUAUCUGUGCCUUCAAGCAACUCAUCAUCAAGCCUGCAGCGUGCCACUGAUGCCAUCGACAGGGUUGUAGCAAGUUUGGCUAACUUGGCCGAACGCUUGUCAUUGGAUGACAUUACGCCAGAGGAACGUCAAGCUUUGCACCAGGAAUCUCAACAAGCAAGCAAGGAUCUUGAAGCUCUUAAGGGUAUCUAUCGAAAGAUGACCAAGAAGGACAAGAGUAACCACUCCAGCCGCCCUGUUGUACCCCAAGACCUUCCAAUGUUGCAAUGGACUGGAAACGUGCAUGACAAGACGAAACUUAUCUUUGGAUCAGUGGAAGAAUGCUUGAACCGCUUUGAGGAUGUCAUUGUUUCCUACAAUCAAGAUUUGGAUGAAGCAUGGGGUAGAUUGUUGCCACGCAUGUUGUCACCAGAGCAACGCUCUUGGUAUGAUGAUAACCUUCGCCCCUAUACUCAUCUUCCAUGGACAUUCGCACGCAAGACCCUUAUCAAGAAGUAUGGUAUCCAUGAUGGUGAAAGACAAUCUCAAGCCAUGUUUGAUUUGUUGGACAUGUCAAUGAAGAAUGACGAAUCGGUGGAAUAUUACACGGACCGCUUUAACAAGACUCGUCGUGAAGCUGGCUUGGAGGACAACUUGGCAAUUGCAGCUGUAUACACGAAAUCUUUGGUGCCUGACCUCUACAAGCAAGUACGCCUAGCCCAAGUCAAUUUGCCAGUUGAGUUGAGGUCCACUACUGAACAAGCUGCCAACGUUGCACGUGGCCUAUAUGCAACCGUUAUUGGCGCCACCAAGAAGUACCAUGCAACCAACAACAGCAAGACGGCCAACAACAUUCAUGACAAGAACAAGAAGCCUGAGGCCAAGAAGUUUUGCAACUUGCACAAGAAAGGCAACCAUACUACAAGUGAAUGUAGAACUUUAGCUCGGGAACUAGGAAACAAGGUUUCGAAGCGCGACAACUCUACCAAGUCGCACGAGCAAAAGCGUUGCUUCAAGUGCAACGAGUCAUGGCUCCCAGGUCAUGUUUGCAAGUGCAAGUUGGCUAUUCGCUCAGCUCAUUUCUCUGGAGACCACCACGUUUCCAAUAUUGCCUUGGAUCAUACAUCCGAGCAAAACUUGAUUGAUUUAAAUGACGACAUCAACAAUGACGUUGAUAUGCAGGACGCGGAACAUCCGUGCACCCAAUGUAAGUUUAUUCGCAUGGCAUCCCAUGCUACAGCAUCUUCUACAGAUCUUACUCACACCAUCUACGUGCCAAUCAUUAUACAGGAGCACAAGGUCUGGGCCAUUGUCGAUACUGGUGCCACCCUUUCUUCCAUCACUCCUUCUUUAUCAACCAAAUUAUCAGUACCCAUCAUCCCAUCUUCAGGUCAUAUUGACUUGGCUGCAUCUGGGGUCUCUGUUCCCCGCACUGGCACAACCCCUCAAAUAAAAUGUACUUACGAUGGCAAACCUUUUAUUCAUGCUUUUGAAGUUUUUCCUAUUAACGCUGACGCUGAUGUAUCCAUUGGCACUGAUCUCAUGUCUAAACUUGGGAUUUCUAUUCAAGGACUUGCUACGUCAUGGGAACGUCCUUCACCACCUUUUGCUCUUGAUUCAAACAUCGAGAUGGAUAAGCCCAACGAUUCUCCCGCUGGCACCACUAUUGAGCACAAUGAGCUUCUUCACGCCAUUCAACCCGCUCUUAGAAAAAAUGCACAAAUACCUGUUACUUCUUUUUGCACCAUGCCUGAGUCCGUGGUUUACCUUAACACUGGUGCUGCACCACCUGUUUAUCGUCCUCAGUAUCCACUUGCUGAACAUCUUUUACCUGUCCUUGAGGAGCAAAUCCAAAAAUGGCUUGCUGACGGUGUUAUCAUUCCUGCACCACCUCGUAACGGAUGGAAUAGUCCUUUGACGGUCGCUCCUAAAAAAGACGCACAGGGUAAUCCUACCAAUUUUCGCCCUUGUCUUGAUCCGCGACAUAUCAACAACCUCUUACCUGAACAUCGUUAUCCCUUACCUCACAUCGAGCAAAUCUUUCACGCACUUACCGGUGCCACUGUUUUCACCACGCUUGAUCUCAAGAGUGCAUUUCAUCGCUUCAAGAUCCAUGAGCCUGAUCAACACAAAACCACAUUUACCUUUCGCAAUAGACCUUAUUGCUUCCAAGCAUGCCCCUUUGGUCUUAAGCAUAUCAGCGCGGUCUUUCAGAAAUGCAUGCACACUCUUCUUGAUGAUUUACCUUUUGUUGCUACUUUUGUUGAUGAUGUGGUUAUCUUUUCCAAAUCCAUGGCUGAGCACCGUGAACAUGUCAUCACUGUUAUUCAACGCCUCACCGAUGUUAAUCUUAUCUUGAACGCCGACAAGUGUCAUUUUGCUCAAAAGUCCAUUUACUUGCUUGGAUUUUGCAUUGAUGCUAAUGGUCGUCGCCCUGAUCCUCGCAAGUUGGUCAACUUUGAUGAGUGGCCUAUUCCUAAAACAGGAAAAGACAUUCAGCGUUUC